Brassica rapa (field mustard) is the source of this 811-nucleotide messenger RNA. RefSeq names its product zinc finger AN1 domain-containing stress-associated protein 12. NCBI's taxonomy places the organism in Eukaryota, Viridiplantae, Streptophyta, Magnoliopsida, Brassicales, Brassicaceae. Gene Ontology annotation, cellular component: cytoplasm. Gene Ontology annotation, molecular function: zinc ion binding. The record is from RefSeq and is a predicted model, not a curated record.
AUCAAAAACAAACUAAUAUCAAAGGAGAAGAAUAAUAACAAGAAGAAGAAAAGCUAUGGCAGGAAGAGGAGGAACAGAAGCGUUUCCUGAUCUUGGAGAGCAUUGCCAAAACCCUGACUGCAAACUCCUCGACUUUCUCCCUUUCACUUGUGACGGCUGCAAAUUGGUGUUCUGUUUGGAGCAUAGAUCAUACAAGUCCCACGAUUGUCCAAACUCAGACCACGGAAGCAGAACAGUUUCCAUCUGUGAAACAUGUUCUGUUGCAAUCGAAACAACUGGUUUUGACCAAGAAGGGAUCAAGUCUUUACUUGAGAAACACGAAAGAUCUGGAGAUUGUGAUCCGAGUAAGAAGAAGAAACCCAUUUGUCCUGUGAAGCGUUGCAAAGAGGUUCUGACAUUUGCUAACAACAUUACUUGCAAAGAUUGUGGAGUUAAGUUUUGUCUGAAACAUCGGUUUCCGACAGAUCAUGUCUGUAACAAGAAGACCGUUGCUAACUCAGGAACAAGGUCGAGAUGGAAUGAGAAGUUUAUGGAAGCUUUGAGUUUGAGGAAUGAGAAAGGAUGUGGAAGAGGAACAACUUCUGUUUCAUCAAGUUCUUCUCCUUCGAUUAGAUCAUUUUAGUUUCUUUUUUUCAUUCAUUGCAACAGUAUGCAUCAACAAAAUGUUUCUCAUGUAUGAUUAAUUCUCAAUUGUUUCCAAGAGCAUUUUAAUGUGUGGCAUUUAUAUUAGUCUGCAUUACAUCAAAUGAUUAAUGUUUAUGUUUAGUAUGUAACAAGAAGAUAUGUUUUGAGGCUUUUACCAGCUAAAUCA